ACAGAGCCAUAGCAGUAGACGGCGUUAGAAGUUGGAAGUGUCUAGAAGUGUCUUUAAGUGAGUUGUUACAACUUUGGAAAAAAAAAAAAACAUGAGCACUAAGGUUUUGUGGGCUUCCUUAGCUGUUCUCCAGUUGGUGGUAGCCUACGCACGGCAUGGUGUGAAGACGGGUCGGUCUGUUUCAUGCAAAGAAGACAUGGAAUACCUGCACAACGGCAUCUGCUGCGUGAAAUGUGAAGCCGGUCAGUAUGUUCAAACCCCCUGCACUGAAACGGGCAAGAAGGGAACAUGUGAGGAGUGUGACUAUGGGACGUUCACGGAGCACGCCAACGGACUGAAACAAUGCAUCAAGUGCACCCAGUGCCCUCCAGAUCAGGAAAUAGUCAGGAGGUGCUCUCACACCCAGGAUACGUUGUGUCAGUGCAAGCCGGGGAGGUACUGCCAUCCAGACGAAGCAUGUGAAAUAUGCAAAAAGUGUUCCAGAUGUAACAGCGAUGAGGAGGUGGUGAAGAACUGCACAUCUACCAGCAACACUGAGUGCAAGAAACGGCAGGGCAAAUCCAGCCCAGAUGCAGACACUGCUCUGACUGCAGGACUGACUCUGUUUUUUGUGGUACUUUUUCUUGGUUUGGUCAUAUUUAUCUUCAUCUUCUGGAAGAAGAAAUGGAGAACAGCAGAUUCCAACAGUUUCAAACCGGGUUAUAUUUCAGUGAGCAAGACUCACAGCACCAAUCCAAGCACAUAUGUAAACAUAUAUAAACCUCAAGGAAAGGAGGAGACAAUAAAUCUGUGUGAAAGCAAUCCCAGCUCUGCCAGCAGCUCUCAGCACAACCUAACUGACCCCGCUGAAAUGCUCCCCUGGGAAGACCCCAACAUUAGGGAAGACGUGCCAUUCCCCACCCUCAUUCCUAAGAAUGGUGUCGAAUCUCUCACGGCGUGCUUUGAAUUCUUUGAAGAGCUGAACGUGGACUUUCACAACAGGUUCUUCCGUAAGCUCAGCAUAGAAGAUAACAAGAUCAGAAGCAAAGAUCAUCAUUCUCAUGAAGACCGGAUCCAUUAUCUGCUGGCUUACUGGGUGGAGAAGAAGGGGAAAGAAGCCAGUCUAAACGACCUGCUGAGAGCUUUACUGGAUCUUAACCAAAGAAGAACAGCAGAGACAAUCAUGGACAAUGCUGUUAAGAAAGGUUACUAUGAACUUGAGAGUUUUUCUCUGGGAGAUGAUUAAAUGAAGAGUAUUAAGUGUUUUUCAUUUUAUACUACAAUGAACAAUGUUACUGUGAGUUGUGAAAAUGCUGUAAAUACUAAAAAUGUCUUCUAAGACAUUUGACUUUGCAUCACAGCUGCAUCUGAUGCCUUGAAACUGUCCUGUCCUCCGUCUUCAGAAUGGUGUGUCUAAUUCCGUUUACAGCUGCUGUUAGCUCAGCAGAGUGCAGUACCACCAGAUGUUGCUAACCGCUGCUGUUGCUAGUCUGGUGGAGCUGCACUCUGCCUAGAAUUUGUCUAUAUUAAGUUCUGUCUCUAGUAUUUGUUUUUAUAUCUGUAUAUUUAUGUUGCUCUUUUGAUUGAAAAUCCAGACCGAAUAGAAUGUUGUGUUCAGGGUGGUCAAUGUUACCGUUUUUUUAUUUCUCAUGUACAUUUUUUAUAUUACAUGGUGAAUGAUGAUUCAAAGUGAUUCCUGAACAUUUAUUGAAAUGUUUGUGAUCUCAUGUAUUUAUGCACUGAAAACAGGUUUAAUUUAUUAUAUCAUCCUUUUUCAUCCCUGUAUUGUAUUAAAUGUUUUCCCAAUCAUGAGGUGCUUUUGUUAGGCUUAAUUUCUUUUUUGAGAUGUAAUUUAUUAUCCUCAGGGGCUCUUAAUAAUAGCAAAACAUUAUAGAAGAUCAAUUCUUAUUUUGUUCUGUUUGACAUUUGACUGGAGUUUGCUGAAGCUUAAUGUACAUAUUUUUCGUCCACAUUUUCUAUGAAGUGAUGUUCUGUUUGUCAGCUGGUUCUGAUUGGAUGUAUCGGCUUCAGUCUAUUCUUAGAAUUUUUUUACAUACAUUUUUCAGUUCUGAUAACUUGCUGUUCAUCUGUGGUUCAGCUCAUUCUGAUAUAAAGAUGAAAGAAACACAAA
Poecilia reticulata (guppy) is the source of this 2110-nucleotide messenger RNA. Its product is annotated as tumor necrosis factor receptor superfamily member 6-like. Gene Ontology annotation, molecular function: protein binding. The record is from RefSeq and is a predicted model, not a curated record. NCBI's taxonomy places the organism in Eukaryota, Metazoa, Chordata, Actinopteri, Cyprinodontiformes, Poeciliidae. Gene Ontology annotation, biological process: TRAIL-activated apoptotic signaling pathway; positive regulation of apoptotic process. Gene Ontology annotation, cellular component: cell surface; plasma membrane.